Molecule: messenger RNA, 1235 nt
Organism: Archocentrus centrarchus (flier cichlid)
Lineage: Eukaryota; Metazoa; Chordata; Actinopteri; Cichliformes; Cichlidae
Product: endonuclease domain-containing 1 protein
Exons: 2
Coding region: 126-920 (264 amino acids)
Molecular function (GO): nucleic acid binding; hydrolase activity; metal ion binding
Source: RefSeq, a predicted model, not a curated record
GGUGCGAGACAGUAGACCAUGGAGAUGCAGCUGCCUUUAGUUGUGCUUUUAUAAUUAAUAGUCUUACAUCAGCAACGGUUGUUCAAGAUUUUAAUCAUGUGGAGAGGUGCAAAGACUCCCUCUAUAUGGGGACUCCACCACGGGGGUUCGUGGACACAAAACUGAAGAAGAUCUGCCAGCGCUAUGCCGACAAACCCCGGUACGUGACCCUGUACGACCCUUCUAAGAGGAUCCCAGUUUACUCGGCUUAUACCUUCAAGAAAACAGAGGGAGACAGACGUGUGGACUACCCUUGGAUGUACGAGCCACAGCUGGCAGAGCUGGACGGGAACGGGAACAUGCUGCCGUUCCCCACUGGCUACCUGCACAUGAAGUUCGAGGACAGCCAGGCAGUGCUGGAUGAUUACUCUGAUGUGGUUCUUUAUGAAAGGGGCCACCUGAACCCAGACCAGCACCAGUCCAGUCCACACGACCGCGCUGCCACUUACACUCUGACCAAUGUGGUCCCAGAGAUACGAGAGUUUAACAUCGGGCCCUGGCGCGAGUAUGAGGAGCGGAUCCGGGUGCGCCUAAACAACUUCUGCCGUGGCGUUGCCUACAUUGUCACCGGAGUGACCACCAGGGGUAACAUGAUCCGUCGCAACAACCAGAACCGCGUGGCCAUCCCCGAAGACGUGUGGUCAGCCUACUGCUGCACCGAGUACGACCGCAACGCACCCCACGAUGUUCGUGUUCUCUUCCCAUCCCAUGCGGCCCUGGCCAAAAAUGCCAAAGAGGGCAACAGUGUUCACGAGAUGACGGUCCUGGAGCUCGAAAUGUUUCUGAGAAAUAACAUUGAAGUUGAUACGAACCUUCAGAUCUUCUACGACAACUGCGUCUCUCCCUCACCCCUCCCUCUUUACCUGCAGCACACCAUCUGAAUGCUGCCUCAGUUACACCCUCUCUGUGCAUGUGGGUUUAUGUAGCCUAACAGUAGUCAUUAAUAAUGGAAAGCAAUGAUAACAGAAAUAAGAUCAUUUAAAUUUUGUCCUGCAAGUUAUUAACUGGAAACAAGAUUCUGCAUCAGAGUAAGGGAAAUAAAAUGUUCUCUAUUCAAUAAAAUGCUUUAGAUGACAGUUUUCAGGUUGUAGAGCAGGACUACUCUAAUUGGAAAGGAUUGCAAUGCUGUUAUGUGAUGUUGUGUGGAAGGCUGUCUAUUAUAAUUGGCUCAUUUAAUAAAUUGUCCUAAUUUAAUU